AUGCACGGUUACGCCACCGACCCGCGGGCGUUGCCGUCUCGGGCAACGGAUCCGUCACCACUCUCGUUCGACAGCACAACCAGUUCAACCAGGCUUGAAUUCUCAGUCCUUUCUGACGCCACAAUAAUCGUUCUUCUGACAUACUAUGACCAAACCGCGAUCAGUUGUUUCGUCUUUCAUAUUCGAAGCAAAUGGCCGACCUCGAGUUGCCUUGUUUCAGCGGAGCGACAAAGUAUCCACAUAUCGGCCAUAAGCCAUCAUCUCGCGCCUAUCUCUGGGAGUAUAGAAAAGCACGAAUCACCCAUUGCAGCUGCGUGGCGCGAAUUGAAGGAAGAGACAACCUUGACAGCCCAAGAUGUGACUCUUUGGCGGCAGGGGAAGCCAUUCACAUUUGCUGAUACCGAGGUUGGGCGGCAGUGGACCAUAUAUCCUUUUAGCUUCCGGCUCACCAAUCUUACCGAUGGCGGCCGGGGUGAAGCCGGCAUUCAGAUUGACUGGGAGCAUGAGCGAUGGAAUUGGUAUCAGCCAGAUCAAGUGAUCGGUGAUGAGAAUCUCGGUGGUGUUCCUCGAUUGACGGACAGUCUACGUCGCGUUUGGUUCGAAGGGGAUCUGGUUGAAGCGGCGAGCAGAGCACUCCAGUCCGGUCUUGAGCAAUUGCAGACGGACCAUGUGAGUGGAUCACAUGAACUGACUGCAGUCGCCCUCCGGACCUUUCGUAAUGUGCUGAUACAUUUGGAGAACGAUCCAACAUGGUGGGAAAGCGCUCGAAUGGCAGCAUGGCACCUGUGGAAGAAUGGACGGGAGAGUAUGGGAUCAGCGACAUUGAAUGCCAUUCUCGGCGUUCUGGCCGAAAUAGACGAUAUACGGAACCAGGAAAUUGACAAAAGACCAACAUGGAAUCGGAUCCUAGCUGUGGUAGAUCACCAUCUACAGGACCGAACGACGAUGCCAUCGCGCAUCAAGGACUCUUUUGUUGCCUAUCUUCAGACCAACUUUCUCUCCACGGCCCAGUCACAGAACCAGGAUAAACUGACGAUCUUAACCCUCUCUGCCAGCUCCACUAUCCGAGACAGUAUCAUCGAUGCCUUUGCUGCCCUGCCUCUGACCUACCUAGAUUUGCGCGUUCUUGAAUCUCGGCCACUCUGCGAAGGAGUUACGAUGGCAUCGUCUCUUCUUGAAGCAUUUAAAUCUAGGUUUCCAGCCUCAGCUGGCCGUUAUUUCCAGCUUCAGAUCUUCACGGAGGCUUCAGCAGCUCUCGCUUCCACCGAUGUGGACUUCGUGCUGUUGGGAGCUGAUUGUAUUGCGAGCUCGGGCGCAGUUAGUAACAAGGCUGGGUCACUUCCGGCUGCACUGAGUGCCAAACAUGUCAGCUCCAAAUCAAAAGCGCUGAUAUUCAGUGGACUGGAAAAGGUAGCUGAGCCUGAAGAAGAGGAGAAUCGCGAGCCAGAGGAGAAUGAUGGUCGCGAAGUGAUGGCUCUUUGGAUGAACGGCGGGAAGGAGGGUCUGGAUCUUCUCAUGGAAGGUCUUCAGGGGAAGGCCCCAAACUGCACUGUUCAAGUGAAGAACACCUACUUUGAGUGGGUGCCUGCAACGCUUAUAGACGCAUACAUCUGCGAAGAAGGGGCACUGGAUGCCGCUGCAAUUCGAAACAAGGCAUCGCAGGUGAAAGAGAAUACUGACAGAUACUUCGGUUUACUCUAG
Penicillium macrosclerotiorum is the source of this 1701-nucleotide messenger RNA. Its product is annotated as translation initiation factor eIF-2B subunit family protein. The coding region runs from base 1 to 1701 and encodes 566 amino acids. Gene Ontology annotation, molecular function: S-methyl-5-thioribose-1-phosphate isomerase activity; hydrolase activity. NCBI's taxonomy places the organism in Eukaryota, Fungi, Ascomycota, Eurotiomycetes, Eurotiales, Aspergillaceae. The record is from RefSeq and is a predicted model, not a curated record. The transcript has 2 exons.